This is a messenger RNA of Ricinus communis (castor bean), 3421 nucleotides long. Its product is annotated as cellulose synthase A catalytic subunit 8 [UDP-forming]. Gene Ontology annotation, cellular component: plasma membrane; trans-Golgi network. Lineage: Eukaryota; Viridiplantae; Streptophyta; Magnoliopsida; Malpighiales; Euphorbiaceae. Gene Ontology annotation, molecular function: cellulose synthase (UDP-forming) activity. The transcript has 13 exons. Bases 224 to 3151 code for a protein of 975 amino acids. Gene Ontology annotation, biological process: cellulose biosynthetic process; plant-type primary cell wall biogenesis. The record is from RefSeq and is a predicted model, not a curated record.
ACGCCUCAACCUCCUUACCCCACCAACCACACCACACCACCAUCUCUUCACCAUUACAAAAAUGCCAGUAUCACCUUCUCCUUCACACCAACAACACUCCACCACCCCAGCUUUUGUUAGGGUAUUUGAUAUAAAAACAAGAAAGAUUGAGCAUCCUCCUGGAAAUAUUGAAGUUAUAUUUGAUUUCUUUAAGCUAUAGGGUGGAAGUAGUAAUUGAGCAAAGAUGAUGGAAUCUGGAGUUCCUAUAUGCCAUACCUGUGGUGAACAGGUGGGUCUUAAUGCAAAUGGAGAGCUGUUUGUUGCUUGCCAUGACUGUAAUUUCCCCAUGUGCAAAUCUUGUUUUGAGUUUGAGAUCAAGGAGGGAAGGAAGGCAUGCUUGCGUUGUGCCUCUCCUUUUGAUGAAAACUUGUUGGAUAAUGGUGAUACAAAGGCAACUAGCAACCAAUCCACAACGACAUCUCACCUCAAUAAUCCUCAGGAUGUUGGAAUUCAUGCAAGACACGUCAGUAGUGUUUCAACAGUGGAUAGUGAAAUGAAUGAUGAGUUUGGGAAUCCAAUCUGGAAAAAUCGAGUGGAGAGUUGGAAAGAUAAAAAGCACAAGAAGAAAAAAAGUGCUCCUAAGCCUGAAAAGGAGCCAGCUGAAAUUCCACCCGAGCAGCAGAUGGAAGAAAAGCCGUCUGGGGAGGCUGCAGAGCCACUUUCAGAACUUAUUCCACUCUCACCCAACAAACUCACUCCAUACAGGGCUGUGAUAAUUAUGCGAUUGAUCAUUCUGGGGCUUUUCUUCCACUACAGAUUAACACAUCCUGUGGAUAGCGCUUAUGCCCUAUGGCUUACUUCAGUCAUAUGUGAGAUUUGGUUUGCAUUUUCAUGGGUGCUGGAUCAGUUUCCUAAGUGGAGUCCUGUCAAUAGGAUAACAUACAUUGAUAGGCUAUCCGCAAGGUAUGAGAGGGAGGGUGAGCCUUCUCAGCUUGCUGCAGUUGACUUCUUCGUGAGUACUGUUGAUCCAUUGAAAGAACCUCCAUUGAUCACCGCCAAUACAGUGCUUUCCAUCCUUGCUCUAGACUAUCCUGUGGACAAAGUCUCCUGCUAUGUUUCUGAUGAUGGCGCUUCCAUGCUUACAUUUGAAUCCUUAGCAGAAACAGCUGAAUUUGCAAGGAAGUGGGUUCCAUUUUGCAAAAAGUUCUCAAUUGAACCAAGGGCUCCUGAAUUUUACUUCUCUCAGAAGAUUGAUUACUUGAAAGACAAGGUGCAACCUUCUUUUGUGAAAGAACGUAGAGCAAUGAAAAGAGAUUACGAAGAGUACAAAGUUCGUGUAAAUGCCUUAGUAGCGAAGGCUCAGAAAACACCUGAGGAAGGUUGGACUAUGCAGGAUGGAACACCUUGGCCUGGAAAUAACACGCGCGACCACCCUGGCAUGAUUCAGGUUUUCCUUGGAAACACUGGAGCUCGCGAUUUAGAAGGAAAUGAACUCCCACGACUUGUAUAUGUGUCCAGAGAGAAGAGACCUGGCUACCAGCAUCACAAAAAGGCUGGUGCUGAAAAUGCUCUGGUGAGAGUGUCUGCAGUUCUCACAAAUGCUCCCUUCAUCCUCAAUCUUGAUUGUGACCACUAUGUAAACAAUAGUAAGGCAGUUAGAGAAGCAAUGUGCUUCCUGAUGGACCCACAAGUUGGUCGAGAUGUAUGCUAUGUACAGUUCCCUCAGAGGUUUGAUGGCAUAGAUAAGAGUGAUCGAUAUGCCAACAGAAACGUGGUUUUCUUUGAUGUUAACAUGAAGGGACUCGAUGGCAUUCAAGGACCAGUAUAUGUGGGAACAGGUUGUGUAUUCAAUAGGCAAGCACUUUAUGGCUAUGGGCCUCCUUCUAUGCCCAGCUUGCCUAAGAGUUCCUCCUCCUGCUUUGGUUGCUGCUCCAAGAAGAAGCAGCCCACAAAAGAUCUCGCUGAGGUUUAUCGUGAUGCAAAACGAGAGGAUCUGAAUGCUGCCAUCUUUAACCUUACAGAGAUUGAUAAUUAUGAUGAGUAUGAGAAAUCAAUGCUGAUCUCCCAGUUGAGCUUUGAGAAAACUUUUGGCUUGUCAUCUGUUUUUAUUGAGUCUACACUAAUGCCUAAUGGAGGAGUACCUGAAUCUGUCAAUCCAUCAACACUCAUCAAGGAAGCAAUUCAAGUUAUUAGCUGCAGCUAUGAAGAGAAAACUGAAUGGGGAAAAGAGAUUGGUUGGAUAUAUGGUUCAGUCACGGAGGAUAUCUUGAGUGGCUUCAAGAUGCACUGCCGAGGAUGGCGAUCAAUUUACUGCAUGCCCGUAAGGCCUGCAUUCAAAGGGUCUGCACCCAUCAAUCUGUCUGAUAGAUUGCAUCAGGUUCUCCGGUGGGCUCUUGGGUCUGUGGAAAUUUUCUUGAGCAGACACUGUCCUCUCUGGUAUGGGUAUGGAGGAGGACGUCUUAAAUGGCUUCAAAGGCUGGCUUAUAUUAACACCAUUGUUUAUCCUUUUACAUCCCUCCCUCUCAUUGCCUACUGUACACUUCCAGCAAUUUGUCUUCUCACAGGAAAAUUUAUCAUACCUACGCUUUCAAACCUGGCAAGCAUGCUAUUUCUUGCCCUCUUCAUCUCCAUUAUUGUAACUGCAAUCCUUGAGCUACGAUGGAGUGGUGUAGGCAUAGAAGAUCUGUGGCGUAAUGAGCAGUUCUGGGUGAUAGGAGGUGUAUCAGCCCAUCUCUUUGCUGUCUUCCAAGGAUUUCUGAAAAUGUUGGCAGGCAUUGAUACCAAUUUCACAGUCACUGCAAAAGCAGCAGAGGAUACAGAUUUUGGGGAGCUCUACAUUGUCAAGUGGACAACAGUUCUGAUCCCUCCAACGAGCCUUAUCAUUAUCAAUAUAGUUGGUGUAGUUGCUGGAUUCUCUGAUGCACUUAACAAAGGAUAUGAGGCAUGGGGGCCUCUCUUUGGCAAGGUGUUUUUCGCCUUCUGGGUGAUUUUCCAUCUGUAUCCAUUCCUCAAAGGUCUCAUGGGCCGCCAAAACAGAACACCAACCAUUGUUGUUCUCUGGUCGGUGCUAUUGGCCUCUGUCUUCUCUCUUGUUUGGGUGAAAAUCAAUCCAUUUGUUAGCAAAGUUGACAACUCGGCCAUUGCUGCAAGCUGCAUUUCUAUAGAUUGCUGAGAUCCCAUCAAGACAUUUGCCGCCUCUCUUUUCACCUCAUUCAUGGGACUUUUAAGCCUUUGGAGACUAGGUAUAUGCCUGUGAAUAUGUACACUUCCACUCAUCAUGAAAUUGAGAAAUGCAGUUUUUUCUCAACUGCAUUAUGAUAUAUUCCAGUAAGUUUUGAACAUACCAAUCUUUUUUGUUAUGAUGUUUACCGUGAGCAAAAUUGAUGCAAAGAUGAAAAUUUGUUGAUUCGUAUGAAUAGACAUUCUCUACGCGUCCUAUCAA